Molecule: messenger RNA, 1119 nt
Organism: Rotaria sp. Silwood2
Lineage: Eukaryota; Metazoa; Rotifera; Eurotatoria; Philodinida; Philodinidae
Source: the annotation of a GenBank genome assembly
AUGUUGUCUCGAGCUGAUUAUCAAGUCUAUACGACGGGAGGUUUCGCUGCUAUAGGUGGUUUUCUUUUUGGCUAUGAUUUAGGCGUGAUCUCUGGCGUAAUCGUAAUGUCAAAUUUUCUUGUUGCUUUUGGAGGCGAAGCAAGUCUGGCUCGAGGUUCAUUGACAAGUGCUGUUUCGGGAUCAAUUGUAGGUGUAAUGUCAAUUGGCUGCUUCAUUGGUGCUCUCAUGGCCGGUCAAGCGAGUGAUAAACUCUCACGAAAAUAUUCAAUUGUUGUCUUUUCAGCUAUUUUCAUAGUGAGCAGUGUAUUGCAGGCAGGUUCUAUCAAUUUAACCAUGUUACUUGUAUCUCGUCUAAUUGCUGGUGUCAGUGUUGGUGCAUUAUCGAUGAUCGUACCUGUUUAUCAAUCAGAAAUUUCUACAAAAGAAAUUCGAGGACGACUCGUUUCGCUUCAACAAUGGGCUAUUACCAUAGGAAUUGCAGUUAGCUUCUGGACUAAUUAUGGCACUGAUAUGCUUCUUUCAUCUAGUAGUGCAUCAUGGCGAAUUCCACUUGGUCUUCAAAUGGUUCCAGCAUUGAUUUUGGCUAUUGGUAUUCCAUUUUUUCCAUUUUCGCCUCGCUGGUUGAUGGCAAAUGGUCGUGAAAAGGAAGCACUGGCUGUUCUCAAUAAAAUACGUUCAUCCUCUCAACAAGACAUACUCAUUGAAUAUAACGAAAUCAAACAGGAGAUCGCUUUCGAGCGUGAUCAGUCGAUUCGUUCUUAUUAUCAACUCUUACGUUUUCCACUUCGCCGACGUCUAAUUCUCGGCAUUACUAUUCAAAUCUUGCAACAAUUUACUGGAAUGAAUUCAAUUAUGUACUAUGCACCUUCGAUAUUUAAGCAAGCUGGUUUAUCUGGUCAGCGUGCUGCUUUACUAGCAACUGGAAUCAAUGGAUGCGUCAAUGUUCUAGCCACUAUUCCUGCUAUUCUAUUUCUUGAUAAAUGGGGUCGCCGACCUAUACUCAUUUCUGGUGCUAUACUCAUGAGUUUAUCAAUGUUUACUAUGGGCAUUACCAUGGGCGUGCAUGGACAUCCAUUGUUCAAUUCAACAACAGGCACUGUCGAACUUAAUGGUCAUUAG